Rhinocladiella mackenziei CBS 650.93 is the source of this 765-nucleotide messenger RNA. RefSeq lists its product as uncharacterized. NCBI's taxonomy places the organism in Eukaryota, Fungi, Ascomycota, Eurotiomycetes, Chaetothyriales, Herpotrichiellaceae. Gene Ontology annotation, molecular function: protein binding. The coding region runs from base 1 to 765 and encodes 254 amino acids. The record is from RefSeq and is a predicted model, not a curated record. The transcript has a single exon.
AUGUCUCCGUCCAGUUCCCAGAAAGAAACACCUCCAGCUACGACCAAACGAGAUGAUGUCGACUCUCCGCAUGCUGAAGAUGGGGAAGUCAGCGAUCAUAUCACGUUGCGCUCCCCUUCAUUACACCCUGAGUCGGAUGAGGCAAAAGUGGCCCACCCUCCCUCGCCUACCGACGAACACCCUCCACCAUUACCCGAUGAGGCGCCUCCUGGGGAACCCGUCGACGAUGGAUGGGAACCGAUCUGGGACGACCGAGCUCAAGCCUUCUACUUCUUCAACCGAUUUACAAAUGUGUCUCAGUGGGAAAAUCCAAGGGCACCAGACGCACAACAGGCUGAUGCUCCAGGCGCGGGUCAGGACAUACCUGCGAGACGGGCUGGAGGCUACGAUCCCGCCAUCCAUGGCGACUACGAUCCCAAUGCCGACUAUGCCAAGGCUUAUGAAAUCCCGUCGCAGAUCGAGGCGGCGGGUGGGCCACCAGGGAUAGAUCCAGCUGAGGCAUACGCUGCCACGGCGGCCUUCAAUCGAUUUACAGGUAAAUGGCAGCGCGCCGAUCUGAACCCAGAUAAUUUCAGCGAUGAGCAGAAGAGCCGACGGCAGAUGAAUGCUUUCUUUGACGUGGAUGCGGCUGCAAACAGUCACGAUGGGAGGAGCCUUCGGGCCGAACGGGCGAGUAAGAAGCUGACCAAGGCGGAGUUGAAAGCGUUUAAGGAGAAGCGAAGAGAAAAGAAGGAAGAGAAACGACGGGCUUGGUUAAGAGACUGA